Gigantopelta aegis is the source of this 739-nucleotide messenger RNA. RefSeq names its product mitochondrial pyruvate carrier 2-like. The record is from RefSeq and is a predicted model, not a curated record. Gene Ontology annotation, molecular function: pyruvate transmembrane transporter activity. Gene Ontology annotation, biological process: pyruvate import into mitochondria. Lineage: Eukaryota; Metazoa; Mollusca; Gastropoda; Neomphalida; Peltospiridae. The coding region runs from base 33 to 428 and encodes 131 amino acids. Gene Ontology annotation, cellular component: mitochondrial inner membrane. The transcript is spliced from 5 exons.
CCUGAAUUGAUUUGACGAGUAAAUAACAAAAUAUGUCUGCAGCACUAUAUCGGGCUCUAAUUACUUUUGGUGAUCGCCACGUACCUCCUAAGUUUGUGCCAUUGUGGAACCAUCCAGCAGGACCAAAGACUGUGCAUUUUUGGGCCCCACUGAUCAAAUGGGUGCUUGUUAUUGCUGGAAUGGGCGAUAUUGCCAGACCUGCAGAGAAUCUCAGUAUGUACCAGUCUACAGCUUUGGCAGCUACAGGAACAAUAUGGGCUCGGUAUUCCUUGGUGAUUAUUCCGAAAAACUACAGCUUGUUCUUUGUUAAUGUGUUUGUAGGCUCCACAGGGUUUUUGCAGCUCUCAAGAAUCAUUGCAUAUCGCAGGAGUCUGAAAGAAAAGCAAAAAGCCUUGCCAUCUCCUGAAACACCUGCAAAAGCCUCAUAAAAAAAUAAAAAAAGAGUUGAAUUAAAGAGACUGUCCUCACUUUGCUGCCAUUGUUAACAUGUUUCUAACAGUCUUUUAAAAACAAUUAUUUAAAAAUUACAUGUUAAAUACCUUUUCUUGUUUAGAAUAUCAGUGUCUGUAUAUUCACCAUAUUUCCAAUGGUCCUAAUAUGUUGUUGCUCAAACGAGGGCUUCUAGAAUUUUUACAAAAAUCCACUAGCAAUGGGAUCAGUGAUUUUAAAAAGUUACUAGCCACGAUUAAAAAUUAACUAGCCCUACUUCACCUUUAGUUAAUACAAUUUUACUAAAUAA